Symbiodinium pilosum is the source of this 1353-nucleotide messenger RNA. The record is from the annotation of a GenBank genome assembly. Lineage: Eukaryota; Dinophyceae; Suessiales; Symbiodiniaceae.
AUGGCGCUUGAUGAGUUGACUCCCAGCAUUGACAUUGAGGACUUCUUUAUUCAUAUUACUGAGGCCACUGAAGAUGACGGCUGGAUAAAUGUUCAGGAUCGAUUUGAGGACAGCACACUGGAGCAUGACGGCCGCAUCUGCUACAGAUUUUCGGGCUGUGGUUCUUGCAUGACACGACUACAAUUUGUCGUGGACACUGGGCUACCUGCCUCCUCCCUGCUGAUUCGACCGGAAGUUUCCAUGCAGUCCAUCACCCAGGUGACAGGGCUGCUGGCUGUCGAGUGGCAGGAGCAAGUGAGCCCUGGUGAUGCCAUAGUGCGAGUCAGCGGAAAGGAGCAUGAGGCAGACUCUCUCCGUCUCUAUUCAAUGCGUCAAAUUCUAGAAAGCCCAUCACAGCUUCAUGAGGAAGGAGAAGAAGGGCCUGACACUCCAAAGGAGUCGGAAUGGGACGCCUACUUCGCCAGGAUGAUUGUGCGAAGAGACGUCCCAGAGCCUGGCAUGGCGGCCAUGUUGGUCUUGCCUCUUGGGCGACGCCACACUGUCGUGUUUCAGGUUGGUCCAGUCAAGGCAUAUACUUUAACAGUUCAGCCACAUUCCCAGCCUGGUAAGGUGAUCGUUUCGCACGUCAUGUUUCUGCCCUUCUCUGCAUACCCCGUGUGGGCCACGCGACACUUUUCCAGCCUUGCCAGACUGGAAAAAGGACGCUUUGAAACAUAUGUGCAGGUGCAGGAUCUGCCAAGGCUUUGUGCUUUAGACAAGUCAUACUACACUAUCUUACACCUGAGAGGCUGCAACAGAGGCGUGCCACUGUUGCCUGUGCUGGAUGAUGCAGAAGUGCAGGCUAUCAGUGAAGUUGACGGCAGUGCCUGUGUGCUCAUCACAGGUGAGGAUGGUGUUGAUUCGUAUUGGACCAGAUGGACAGAUCAGAAUUUCACUUUCCGUGCAUACCUCCAAGAAUUCUUGCGUCGAAGCGGCAUACAUCUCAAUGUACAUACUGAAUUGAGUGGUAGGAAGUUGGUGCCAUAUCAGGUCGCGGUGUCCACUUCUGAGUGGGAGGCUUGCAAGCAAGAUGUGCUGGCGGCUUUCCACAAGCAACAGCGCGCUUACAGACGUAUGAAUGGAGGAGUAAGUGCCCCAAGAGUGGGAGAGGCCGCGGAAGCUCGUUUCCAACAUAUUGAACCGCGACCCAAGAAGCUGUGCUUUGCAUCAACAAGCGCGGAUGUCAUUGUGCGGCGGACCUUUAUCGACAUGUUGGAUUCUGAAUGGACCGAAUCUGGCUCGCGUCAAGGAUGGGUGGCAGCCUACAACCAAGUCGGUGGCGCUUUGAUUAGAGCCUCCAGCGCGGAGUUCUGA